GUAGCAGGUGGCAAAUUUAACUUGUCUGCGAGACAAGCGAAAGACUUGCUUAUGGAGCAAAAGCAAAUGCAACGCAAUCGCGCACUUGCGCGUGAGCGUGCGUGUCAGAAUUGCAAACGGGCAGGGCACAAGACAAUGGAUUGCCCAGAACCUUUCGGAACCGACGAAGCGUCACUGCACGCGCGCGCUGUGCGACUCCAGGAAUGGUUCAACCGUGUUGCUGCACUAGAAUUUCAAGCGCGAAGUCCAAGUCAAAUUCUGUCUCGGUCGUCUUCGGAAAUGACUAGUGGUUCGUCAGGGUUGCAACAGCAAAAUAAGAUGACUUGGUGUGCUCUCUGCGGUUCGAAGGAUCACCUCUUUAGGAAAGGAAAACUUGUUCCUGCAAACGCAUCGCCUACACGAAAACAGCGACAAGGUACUUGCUCUUGUUACUGACUGACGCCGGCUGACUGUUGAGAAGAAAGAAAGAAUCGUUUAAUAUCGUUGCUUGAAACAGAUGGAAGCUCAAGUUUGUCUUCAAAUGAGUUUCGUUUUCUUGAUUUCCCAUUCCCAUUCCAGCAUCUUCAGGUAUCGAUGAUAAAGAGGCCAAGAAGAAUGCCACGCCGUCUCAACUACACCAAGAAGAUGAACAAGUUGAUGAACAUGGGCAAGACCUUCAGAUUGUUUCCGCAUGCAUACUCCCACCGACCAGAGAGGAGAUUGAAGCUUUGGAGGAGUUGGAAAGGAAAAAAUUCGAAGAGUCCCAGCAAACCAGGCGCGGCACGCGAGACAGACCAGGCAGAUUGCGGGAGUGCACGUUUUGUGGCGCAAAGGGCCAUAUCUACUACGAAUGCAACAAGCGAAGGCGCUUCCUGGACAAGUGGUUGUGGCGGAUCCAGCGUCGAGAAGGAGACACGAGUCCACCGACUGGCGUGAGCUCUGAUUAUACACGACUGAAUGGGAAAGCAGGCAGCAGGAAUCUUCGAAAUGGAACGGGUCCCGAUGGAGGUGUUGACAGAAAUGCUGACGAUUGGGACCACGAGGACCCAAUUACCCAUUUGUGGCUUCGCUUGGAUUCGUCAGACGAGUUGAUCAUCUAUGAAACUGACGAGGAGCCUGCAAAGAUGACUCAGCGCCGUCCAAUGCACUACCACCAGGCCUAUCGAAUACCGAAUACGCAAACUACAACGGAGAACACUACUGGUUCUGAGGAAGAACAAUUGGAGUUGCAAUCGGGUCGCAUAACUACCACACCCUCGUCCGGAAAAAACAGCGCCAUGCCUUGGGACUGCUUAUCUUUCCUCUCGGUGCAGGUUUAUCACUCCGUUGGGGAUCUUUUUACCUAUUACCCAGUCUUCAAGACUCUAUUGGAAUGCUACGAAACUCGUGAAAAAGAGUUUAGACUUCUCGACGACCAAAAAGUGGCCUCCUCUACGUCGACGUUUGCCGACGUAACAAAACACCUUUUCAACCACAAAGUAAACAACAUCUUAGCAUCAGACGAGCCUACUUUCUCUAUGCAAGACUUGGAGGCGCGUCUCCACCGAGGUUUCGAUAUGGAUGACCCGGGCGCACAAGUUGGCUGCAGCAUCGCGGAAAACGCGCAGAAAUAUUCGAUGCGAGGUCAGGGACUGUGCCCAGUAAACGGCAACGGCCUCGCAACAACAAUCUUCAUUAGUGGAAUGGAGGCGCAAAUUCUGAAAAAGCUUUCGGCAUUCUACCAGAUUCCCCGCGAGCCGCUUCUGCAUGGGAUUUUCCUCGUAGCGGAGGCCCGCGCCUCAGGCCAGGAGUUGGUAGCAUAAUUAGGCUUUUUUUUGGAAACUCCGUCUGCUUGGCGACCACUGCCCCCCAAUGGUGAGCGGAAGGUUUGCCGCGAUCGCCGCGUGUUGGGGCGCGUAGCCGUUAGCAUUCUCGAUUUGCAUUCGGGUCGACUCUUUCGUGACGCCGGGUGUGUCUUUCUUCUCCCCUUCUUUGUUUAUCUUUCGAAUACAUAGCCGCCCGCCCUGCUUCUUUUCCGUCUUGGUGGCUGGAGAAGUUGAUGGCAGGCGCGCUCUUUUUGUCGCAGGCGGGCCCCUGCAGCCUCAAUUGUGGGCGGCUGUGUGGCUGGAUAUUUAGAGAGGCCGGAGGGCCGCGGCGACGCUGCGCACGCACGACCAGGCGAGGGGCGCCGCGGGCUCUCUGCCUUGUUGGCUUGGUUUAGGCUCUCUUCGAGGCGGCGCGGACAAAUAUUGCUAGUAAUGACCUGCGGGGGCACUUCUAUCAGUUUCUCAGUGCAAAGAAUGGGGACGGGUGUGGCUUGGUUUCACACUGGUGCGCGGCUGGGUGGGCUGGUGUGGUACAUGCCACACCCCCCAGGGCCCCCGCGUUGGGUUUUUUGCAAUCAUCUGACUGCCCUCACUUGGUUGUCUUCCCGUGGUGAAUGCCCCGCCUACCGGCCUGGGCUGGUGGAGCGUUCUUGUUCUCUACUUCAACACCUCGGCAAGGGUGCGCCCGCAGGGCGCAGCGAAAAAAUUUUCAUGGGCAACUCGAGCAACCCGAGAAACUCGACCCGAUAUGGGUCAAAAAAAGCCUAAUCCUAUUAUAUGAAAAAUUUCCCCUUUCCCAAGUUAGUUUGUUCGCGAUAAUUGCUGCUUACUACUCUAUUCUCUGUGUCACAACGACAGCUUUUUGAGGAAUGAUAGGGUAUCUAGUUCUAGGUAGAUGUUCGUUCCUCCCAAAUGUUCCACAUUAAGCUUAAUCGAUCCGCCAGGCUCAUUAUUUUCACCACCAUGCUUGAGAUUGGGUUUAUUGCUCUUUGUCCAUCUUCGUGGCUUACUCUUCAGGUUGAGUCGACGCUCUUCAUGCUUCAUCGCGACGGCGAAGAGGAUAACAACCGAGUAGGACUUUAUUCGGACUGGCGUGACCUGACAAUCCAAGUGCCAAAAGAGUCUGCCACUGUCUUGGGCACUGUGCAACAGCUACAUAACAAGAUUCGAAAUCGCGAGUGGCGCCUUUUCAAUCCAGUGGCUUAUGCAGAUCGAACGGUCGUGAACUACAAUGUGCUGGAUCCAGCCCCACGCGGAUCGCAUGUUGCCAAGUUUCAGCGUAUUUUGGACGAGGAUUUCCGAGUUCCGAAGGGUGUAGCUGGCGGCCAUCGACGCAAGCUGCGAGACCAAGAUGAGCGAAUGCAAAUGGACUGCCAGAUGAAGCUGAAUUUUCACCAGGAUACUGCCGAUGUGUGGCGUGUCGAUAUUCGGAUCGACGAUAGCAAGGCAGGUUCAGGUGGAGAUCAUCGCGAAUCAGUGAUCUGGAUGCACAAGUUCAAGUUCAGCGUCGUUGAUGCUUUUUGGGCACUGAUGCAAGAUCCCGCAGCGAAAUUAUGAACGAAGCGCCUUCUACUUCUAAUAAAAAAUCACCUACUUACUUAUAAAUAUUUAAUAGGAAUAUUAACAGAAGUUUCCUACUUACUUAUAAAUAUUUAAUAGGAAUAUUAACAGAAGUUUCCUACUUACUUAUAAAUAUUUAAUAGGAAUAUUAACAGAAGUUUCCUACUUACUUAUAAAUAUUUAAUAGGAAUAUUAACAGUUUCUUGAAGAACUUUCUUGAUGCUCCGCUUCUGAUGGAUUACAGAAUGAGUAGUCUAAGAUACGAGAUCGAGAACAAGAACUUCAACUUGUUCCCCUUGGUUAAAGAACAGGUCAAGAAAGUCUUUAUUUUCUCAACGUCCUCAACAUCACUCAACAUGCUCCUCAACAUCCUCAACAUCACUCAACAUCCUCAACUACAUCACGUUCAUCUUCUAAUACAUGUCCACCGCCGCUUUCCGCGAGAGACUGUCAUCGAGCCAUGGUUGCGUAGACGGGACGAGGAGUGGACCUGCGGAGGUCCUGAAGGCAAGAAGGAGUACGACAACUUGAAGAAGCGGAUCCGUGAAAAGUUAAGGCUCAACUUUCAAUGGUCACCAUUUAGAUUGGAGUCACCAUUUAGAUUGGAAGAAGCGACCCCUUGAGAGGGAAAAGGGGAGAAGGGAAAAGGGAAAGGGGAGAGCUUUGAAGGGGGUCUCUACUUCCGUUCCGCAUCAGUGACCAUCGAGUGCUGAGCUUUAAAAAAGGCAGAGGAGAUUCGACGUUUGCAGCGAGGUCGAAACAAAAGAAGUGCUGAGAAGGAACGUGCCAAAGAUGAAGAAAUAGAAAAGAGGACUAAUUGUUCUACUUCAUCUAAAGAUAGUUUUUACGUGAAGAACGACGAGCCGGUUUUGAGGGCAGACGCGUCCCAUGCAGUUGGGAGCUUUUGAACACUCAUGUUAUUUGAUUGCCAAAAAGAACUUAACCUGCUAUUACAAAUAUCAAAAUCAACAAAUAGAAUAGAGAUAGAUUUUUCUUUGCUGGCUAUGGCCAAGAUCACCCAAUUUAUAACUUUCUUGAUGUGAACCUUUUAUCCGUUCAUCCCCAUUCGGAUUUCAUCAUUCUUCAUACAAAAAUAUUAUGCAAGAGUGAAAUUAGGAAUCAUCUAAGCACUUCUGUAAGACCCACGCAGGAGCACUCGGGAAUAAAUAGCCAAUUAUGAUAAAAUGUACCACCUUAUUAUACAUUUUUGUGUUGACUACACGCAAUGAUCAUGAUCAACCCAAGAACGCACGCAUACAGCUAGGUAGAUAUGGUAUAAACUGUAGCCCUCCCCACAGAGGAGGAUCAUAUUCUUUUUAUAUUCGUCUUCUAUAGAGGGCUUCGACGAAGAUGAUACCAUGACAGAUCAUGGACCUAUUAAAUAGAAUUUGUUUUAAGAUUUGUUCGUAGAAGGAAUAGAAGCAAGGUACUCAAAGAACUACCGAGUAUGAACAACUUGCCACUUCUACAAGAGAUAUAAUGGAGCAAGAUAGAUGAUCAUGAUGGAAACUCAUGCUUUUGCCCUUGCAGUUUCGCUUUCUUUGAAAAACAAUGAGAAAACGGGGAUUAUAUCAGUGAAUCUUCUGAAAGAUGACAAGAUUUCUUCACGCCGCCGGGCCAGG
Amoebophrya sp. A25 is the source of this 4966-nucleotide messenger RNA. NCBI's taxonomy places the organism in Eukaryota, Dinophyceae, Syndiniales, Amoebophryaceae. The record is from the annotation of a GenBank genome assembly.